Molecule: messenger RNA, 594 nt
Organism: Symbiodinium sp. CCMP2592
Lineage: Eukaryota; Dinophyceae; Suessiales; Symbiodiniaceae
Source: the annotation of a GenBank genome assembly
AUGGCUGCGUCGGUGCAAUGCAGCAACUCCAAGCUCAUAGUGUGGGCGCUCGUCCUCGUCAUGCUGUCAGUGAUCAGCAUGCUCGUGGGAGUUGUGAAGGAUGCGUAUUGGCCGAUGGCGGUAUGUGCGUCAAUGUCGGUGCUUCUGUUUCUGCUGUUGUUCGUCGUCGUGUUCACGAAAACUGCAAGGGCAGAGGGUGGCGCUGUGAAUGACACAGAGAUGGAGAAGGAGUGCCAUUGUGUGUGGGCGGGUUGCAGCUUCGGAGAGCUGGACACGCCGACUUCCGCCGGCCUGGUCUUCAACCUCGUUUCCGUCAAGACCGACCUGAGCGACCCCGCGAACGCAAGCAACGUCACAUGGACCGCUCUGACAACAGUCAGCCGCACGCUGUCAGGGAGCAUCUCUAGCCAGAAGUCUUGUGCUUGCUGCUUGGAAGACUUUGACAUAGACACCGACGUGGCUGUCCUUCCCUGCGGUCAUGCCUACCACGAGGAGUGCAUCGCUCGCUGGGUCUUGAGGUCCGCAAAGGAAGCCUCUUGCCCUACGUGCCGAACACCUUUCGAUCACGUGGCGGAAACGAUUUUGGCAAUCUAG